Leptinotarsa decemlineata (Colorado potato beetle) is the source of this 1237-nucleotide messenger RNA. RefSeq names its product neuromedin-U receptor 2-like (gene PKr-C). Lineage: Eukaryota; Metazoa; Arthropoda; Insecta; Coleoptera; Chrysomelidae. The record is from RefSeq and is a predicted model, not a curated record. Gene Ontology annotation, molecular function: neuropeptide receptor activity. Gene Ontology annotation, biological process: neuropeptide signaling pathway. Gene Ontology annotation, cellular component: plasma membrane.
CGAAACAAUCCAGUUUAAUUCAUUUUUAACAACAACGUCGCGUGGUGGAAGUUGCAACCGUUACUCUGUCGCUCGAUUUGAAUAUAAUCGCGAUGUUCAAACCUUGUAAAAAAACUGUGAACGAAUCAAUGCCAUUGAACGAGUUGAAAAUUCCGCCGGUGUGAUUUCAGUGACUUUAACAAAAAUGAGUUCGCUCUCAGCCAUAGAGAUAAUAAAUCUCACAGACUUUACCCUCCAGAACUUCACCACAGUGUACUCCAUCAAUGAUUCAACCAACAGCUCGGGAACAAUCGAUCUCUACCCUUUCGAGAUCGUACUACCCUUCACCAUAAUCUACGUGAUCAUCUUCAUCGUCGGGGUCAUCGGAAACAUCAGCACUUGCGUGGUCAUUGCCAAAAACAAACCGAUGCAAACCGCCACCAACUACUACCUGUUCAGUCUGGCGUGUUCCGACAUGCUCCUGCUGGUGUCUGGGCUACCUCCUGAGAUGUACAGGAUCUGGUCUCCCGAUCACUAUAUCUUCGGCGAAGCCACUUGCAUGAUACAGGGCCUGACUGCAGAAACCUCAGCCAACGCCACAGUACUCACAAUCACUGCAUUUACUGUGGAGCGGUAUGUAGCCAUUUGCCACCCCUUCAUUGCACACACAUGGUCCAAACCAAGCAGAGCUGUGCGCAUCAUCAUAGCUACCUGGAUCAUUUCCUUGGGUCUGGCCAUACCCCAGGCUAUUCAAUUUGGGGUUAGCGAGGAAAUUGAGAAUGGGGUGCUCGUCAGUCAUUGCACAGUUAUCAACAAUUUUGUUGAGCAUGCUUUUGAGAUAUCAACUUUCAUUAUUUUCGUCGGACCGAUGAUUUUGAUUACCGUCCUGUACGUGCUGAUUGGGAUACAGCUGUGGAAAUCGAAGAAUAUCGGUCCUGUUAGAUCUAGGUCUUCUGUAAGGAAGGGCGAAGCUGAGGAAUUUGGGAGGAAGAGUGCCAGCGCCAAUAAUGCAGCUCAGAAAAGAGUUGUUAACAUGCUGAUUGCUGUUGUGGUGGCUUUCUUCAUCUGCUGGGCUCCCUUCCACACUCAAAGACUACUAGCAGUCUACCUCUCAACCGCCUCCGAGGAAAUUCAACAGAUGUUUUUCGAUUUUUAUCUCUACCUGAUGUACACUUCUGGAGUAUUGUACUUCGUCUCCACGUGUGUCAAUCCUGUUUUGUAUCACAUCAUGUCGAAUAAAUUCCGAAAAGCUUUCAAA